This is a messenger RNA of Ornithodoros turicata, 2637 nucleotides long. Its product is annotated as organic cation/carnitine transporter 2-like. Gene Ontology annotation, cellular component: membrane. The transcript has 11 exons. NCBI's taxonomy places the organism in Eukaryota, Metazoa, Arthropoda, Arachnida, Ixodida, Argasidae. The coding region runs from base 93 to 2447 and encodes 784 amino acids. The record is from RefSeq and is a predicted model, not a curated record. Gene Ontology annotation, biological process: transmembrane transport. Gene Ontology annotation, molecular function: transmembrane transporter activity.
UUGUGGCCACUGUACUUAGUGUUGGAAGAAGAAGAGGAAGAACAAAGAGAGGAUUCCCUUGCUGUUCUCUGUUCUUGCGCCAGAAUAGGACGAUGCAUUCCAGGUCUCCUGCGGUAUGCCGCACUGGGGGCGACACUGCAAGUCCGACCGAAUUCUUCUCCGAAUGUUCAGUUUUCGCAGACGCUAUAGCUGCUUCCCCUCCUUGUGACUACAGAAGGACUACGGAAUAUCCCGUGCCCGUUGGAACGCCAUCAACUGACGGGCGGGAAACAACAUCAUUUGAACCACAGCAGGCUCGCAGCACUGCCCUCCCUACACUGUCCAAAGAAAAGAGGCGAGUGGGAUCGCAUAAGGCUCGCAAGAGAACACGCACGUCACCCGAAUUGCGUCAUGUACCUCAGAGUGAACCGCGGAGUUCGCCUGACGAAUAUCUAACUUGUACAUACGAAUCACCGAAUGGCAGAGAUGCCCCACAGAAACAUGAGGAGGGGCCUGCUAAGCCUCGUAGUAUUUCUCCAGUAUCAGGAAGUGAACCAUACCACUCAUGCGAUGAACCAUCUACACCACGCAAGGCUCACAUGGAACCACGCGCAUUUCACACACAGGAUAAGCCACAAGAACCAUCAGUCGUUCCCGUCGUUCUCCAGUCAGCGCCCACAGUGAGCAAGACGCCCAGCAAGCACGAUCAAUCUGCAAGUGCUGUGAUGACACCUUCGAGUACCAGUGUGCCUUCAUCCACUCAAAGAAGCAAAACCCGCGUGACAAUGCAAUGCCCUGAUCCAGAGGCCACUGAACGAAUCAUGUCAUCAAUUGCACAACAUAAGGAGUUUUCCCGUAGGUUUUCGGUGAGAUCAGCUUCUAUCACGGAUGUUGAACAAGAGUACCGCGACGGUGGACGCGAUGAACUGGCUGAUAUGCUUGGUACCCAUGGGCCUUAUCAACGUAACACUUUCAACUUCAGCUUGUUGGUGGCUUUCGUCCUCCCUUUCCAAGCAAUGAUCCCUCAAAUCCUUGAAGCUGAAGUUGAUUACUGGUGCGCACGGCCAACAAAGAACAUCAGUACUGACCUGUGGAAGGAACAGAUGAUACCUAAAGAGAACGGAGAGUACAGCAAGUGCGAAAUGUUCGUUUCGUUAGAGAACGGCUCCAAGGCCACGACUUCCUGUUCCAGUUGGGAAUUCGGCGUAGCGAGCAGCGGCUUCACCAUCAUUCAGGAAUUCGAGCUUGUGUGUGAGAAGGCCUGGAUGGUUCCAAUGAGCUCAUCCGCUUUUCUGGUCGGAGGUCUUUGUGCUCUGCUGAUAGCUGGACCCAUAUCAGACAAGUACGGCAGAAAACCUGUAGCCCAUACGUGUGUUGUGACAGCUGAGGUGGCAGCCGUAUUGAUAAUCUUCUGUCGCGUUGUCUCCGCCUUCCUUGCAAUGCGCUUUCUACUCGGCGCCGCUAUGACAACGUUAUUUACCACCAGUGUAGUGUUGGUGGUUGAAGUGAUGUCUCCGGAGAUGAGAAGCAUUUAUGGCAUCGGCGUCCUGAUGGGGCAGUCGGUAGGAGACGUAGUUAUGGCGUCCCUGUCCUGGCUUGGCAUCAGUUGGCACUCGGUUCAGAUUCUGGGACUCAUUCCUUCAUUCAUGAUGCUCCGAGCUUAUUAUAACAUAACGGAGUCCCCAAGGUGGCUGAUCGCGAAGGGCCAUAUCGAAAGCGCUGAAACCAUCAUCCUGCACGCUGCCCUCAUGAACGAAGAAAACACGCUCGAAGUCAGGAAGCUUUGGGCACGCAUGAAGAGGGACAUCGACAAGGACGCUGCGGUUGAAGGACAGGGCGGGUCAUCACGAGACUUCCUCUCUUUGCGCGAACGCUGGAAGGACGCCAUUAUCCUGUAUUACUGCGCGACAGCUAUCUCUUUCGCCUACUUCACCGUCACCAUACGUCUGCGCAAGCUCUCUUUCUUCCCUAACUCGCUGCUCAUCUUCACGUCCAUAUUCGAAGUGGCCUCCGAACUGAGUGCCAUCGUAUUCGUGGCGAGAUUGGGUCGACGCACGACGGAAGCUACGAGCCUGUGCUGUGCAGGGAUCGCCUGCCUUACAGCUUCUCUACUCUCGGAUGAGGUCCGAGUCAUAAGUGUCGGAUUGACAAUGGCUGCUGUGACAUUCAUCAACUCAGCAUACUGUAUCAUAUGGUUGUACACAGCAGAAAUCUACCCAACCGUCAUUCGAAACACUGGGUUGGCCGUUUGCUACGCAUUCUCCACAUUUGGAAGUGCCCUUGCCUCCUUAACGGAAUAUCUGACUGACAAGGACAGCUGGAUACCUAUCUUUAUCGUGGCAGGUCUAUGCAUCUGUGGGGCGGUGCUCACCCUUCAACUCCCGGAGACCAAGGACACGAAACUUAAAGACGAUGUCCAAAGGGUACAGUCCUUCUCCGGGUUCACUAUGACACGAUUCAGCGAAUAGAGGCGAUGGGCAUCAACUCCAACAUCAACGAAUUUGCAAAAUGUAUCCGGGACAUCCGCACAGUUCCAAUUUUACGAUAUAUACAUAUAAUCACUAUGAAAACGCGAUGCUUAAUUCAGAAUAAGGCCGAAGCUCAUUCGGUUGGGCCGUUUUACAGUCGUCAUAUAUCAAUUAAACGCAUACCUUCUUC